Drepanopeziza brunnea f. sp. 'multigermtubi' MB_m1 is the source of this 1608-nucleotide messenger RNA. RefSeq lists its product as uncharacterized. NCBI's taxonomy places the organism in Eukaryota, Fungi, Ascomycota, Leotiomycetes, Helotiales, Drepanopezizaceae. The record is from RefSeq and is a predicted model, not a curated record.
AUGACGCUCUGGGGCAACACGAAGGACGACGAACCCGAGGACAAUGGCCAGAAUGGAGACUCCAGCAGUCGUGUUGUUCAGUCCCAGCCCGAGCCCCAGCCCCGCGCAUCCACCGAGACCGAUGAGCGCACUCGUCUGCUGCCUCCGCGUCCAGCUGAAGGUUACCUGAGCCCUGAUGAUCCAGCAGUAUCGCCAUACAACCUCUGGAGCGUCCGAUUCCUCCGCUACUUUACGGUCUUCUUCGCCAUCAUCACCUUCCUCUGGUGGGUACUUUUGCUGGUAUCCAUUUUCGUCAGCCCUCCCGGGAUGCAUUCUCGAGGGUCCGGAUUCUUCGACUUCUCAUACACUACCCUGACACUCGGCCUGCUUCUCUUGGGCCUCAUAUCCUUCUCUACUCCAUCCAAGGCUGCACAGGUAUCGUGCUUGAUCGUCGCAGUUGUCUUAUUGCUCGAUAUGAUCUUGAUCAUUACUGUCCCAAGACUUCGGGUCGAGGAGGGCUGGGUUGGAAUUGCAAGCGUUAUUUGGGCGGUGCUGAUCGCCAUUUGGACCAUCAUCACAGACCGGAUUGUCGCUUGGGGCAAGCGAGAGGAAGAGGAACGCCUUACAGGUCGCGCUGAGUCUCGUCGUACCUUAGGCGAGUGGACCUCGGUCCUCUUCUCUACAGUGGUCUUGAUCGCUAUGGCCGCUGUCGCUAUUCUCCUGUCUGCAACUCUCAUCCUCCGAUCUCGCGAUUCUUCCCUGCACGCACCGGGAGAGCGAAUCUUCGUGGAUGGCGCCAAGUACCAAAUCCAUCUGUAUUGCGAAGGAUCUACGAACGUGACGAACGCUGCGGGAAAGAAACUGCCGACCGUCCUCUUCGAGGCCGGUGAUGGACCAUUCGAGCAUGGGAUGAUCAGCAUCGCAACUAACGCCCUGGCCAACGGCAGCAUCUCCCGUUACUGCUACUCUGACCGCCCAGGAUUUGGCUGGUCCGACAAUUCCCCGUCACCAUUCUCCGCCGGCAUGGCAGCUGAUGUCCUCUCCGAAGCUCUGGCUCGUGCUGGCGAAGACGGACCAUGGGUUUUGGCCAGCGCAGGAGUCGGCAGCAUCUACAGCCGAAUCUUCUCUUCGCGACACGGCGGCGACGUCCAGGGCCUUCUCCUGAUCGAUCCCCUCCAUGAGGAUCUCCUCUACCGCUUGGGUUCUCCUCACCGAGGCUUCCUUCUCUGGGCAUGGGGCAUUAUCUCGCCUCUGGGCUUGGACCGUACGCCCGCAGCCAUCUUCAAGGGCCGCACUCGCGAGGACCGUGUUUAUGGACGCUCUGCUUACCAGAACGGAAAGUUUAUCAAGGCUAAACUCCAGGAAUCCUUGGUUGCCGAUUCCUUGACUAAGAAUGAAGUCAGCAGCGCCAGACAUAUCCAGUCGGAGACGACCCCUUUGGCGCUCAUUAGCUCGGGUAUUGAAAUCAAGAGAGACCGAACGUGGGAGCAGAAGCAGGAGGACCUCAGCCACCUGACGAAUAAUCUUAUUAGCUGGGACAUAGUCAGCAAGGCUCCAACUGAGGUGUGGAGGACGUUGAACGGACGAGAGAUUAUCGAGAAGAGAUUGGCAGAAUUGGUGCACGCAUAA